AUGAACAAUAAUCAGUUCCACGAGCUGUUCGGGUCUCAGUGGCCCCCGGACCAGCACGGAGGACACUCGUCGGCCUCGACGAUGCUGCAUCAGCAGGGGUUGCCCCAAGGGAUGCAGCUGAAGCGGGAGCCGCAUGAGGUCCAAGGAAUGCACAUGGGCAUGGAUAUAACAUCAGGGUCCGUAGCUGACAGCACCUCCCCUCCCCCCAACAGCGAGGGGAUGUUUGGGUCAUCGAUCUCCGGAAUGUUCAUGGACAAGAAAUCUGCCAACUCUAUAAGAGCCCAAAUUGAGAUAAUACCAUGCAAGGUAUGCGGAGACAAGUCGUCGGGGGUCCACUACGGUGUCAUCACCUGCGAGGGCUGUAAAGGAUUCUUCAGGCGCUCACAAAGUACAGUGGUGAACUACCAGUGCCCACGUAACAAGGCGUGUGUGGUAGACCGCGUCAAUCGCAACAGAUGUCAAUACUGUCGCCUUCAGAAAUGCCUGAAGCUCGGCAUGAGUCGUGAUGCUGUCAAAUUUGGUCGUAUGUCAAAAAAGCAGCGGGAAAAAGUACAAGAGGAGGUGAAAGCGGUGCAACUUCGCACUCAAAUUGAAGCAGCUCCAGACUCAGUCUAUGACUCACAAAGACAAACGCCCAGCUCUAGCGAUCAAUUCCAUGGACAUUAUAAUGGCUAUCCGGGCUACGGAUCGCCUCUUUCAUCAUAUGGUUACAACAACACAGCGCCAACGCUAACGUCAAAUAUGAGCGGUUUGCACCAACAACCACAGCAACAGUACGACGUGUCAGCGGACUACGUUGACUCAACGACGUAUGAACCGAAACAGACAGCUAACUUUCUUGAAACAGACUUUAUUGGGAACGACGAACAACAAAAGUCAACGAUUCGUCCAACACCAACAACAACAUCAACAUCAACGUCCACAUCAACAAUCCGGCCUGUCAACGUUGACAGCCGGCGAAUACAGGAGUUCGAUCGAUACGAGGAGCGAAUACAAUCACCCGUGUCCAUAUCUAGCGGAGUUAUUAACAUAAAACAAGAAAUUAAACCAGAAACAUCAAUCGGCGUUGACAAUCUUGUUGCAAGUUAUGUUGACUCAACGACAUAUCUACACAGUCCGUCAAACAUACAGCAUAGCCCCAUGGAGAUACAGAAUUCCGUGUUGGUCAGUCAGAAUUCCUUGAACGAGGAGCUGAGCCCGGACGAUAUGACGUCCAGUAGUGGUCAUAGAAUGAUGGAUCCCUUGAAUAUGAAUAUGUCAGGGAUGGGAAUGGUGAACCCGAAUGCCGUGACGAGGCGUCAUCAGGGUUCAAGUAGCUCGAGCGAAGAUUUGCCGUCGGAAGGCGAUCUAAGCAAGAUGUUGGUGAAGAGCUUAGCCGAAGCUCACGCAAACACAAAUCCAAAACUUGAAUACAUCCAUGAGAUGUUCAGAAAGCCACCAGACGUGCCUAAACUAUUAUUCUACAAUUCAAUGACAUACGAAGAGAUGUGGCUGGACUGCGCGGACAAACUGACAGCCAUGAUACAAAAUAUCAUUGAAUUUGCAAAACUCAUUCCUGGUUUCAUGAAACUCAGCCAAGAUGAUCAGAUCCUACUUCUUAAGUCAGGAUCAUUUGAGCUGGCGAUUGUCCGCCUCUCGCGAUUGAUUGAUAUCAACAGGGAGCAAGUUUUGUAUGGAGACGUCGUUCUGCCAAUAAGGGAAUGCGUACACGCACGUGAUCCUCGAGACAUGGCGCUAGUGUCGGGUAUAUUUGACGUGGCAAAGUCGAUCGCAAGACUGAAGCUCACCGAAACUGAGUUAGCUCUAUACCAGAGUCUAGUACUGCUGUGGCCAGAAAGACACAACGUUCGCGGCAACUCAGAGAUCCAAUGUCUGUUCAACAUGUCAAUGACGGCCAUGCGCCAUGAGAUCGAGACAAAUCAUGCGCCGAUCAAGGGUGACGUCACAGUUCUAGACACAUUGCUGGCUAAGAUACCCACCUUCAGAGAACUAUCGCUGAUGCACUUGGAGGCUCUAUGCCGCUUCAAGGCCGCGCACCCACAUCAUUCGUUCCCAGCGCUAUACAAGGAACUGUUCUCACUAGAUAAUGUGCUCGACUACACGCACCAAUAA
Messenger RNA from Pieris macdunnoughi, 2112 nucleotides. Lineage: Eukaryota; Metazoa; Arthropoda; Insecta; Lepidoptera; Pieridae. The record is from the annotation of a GenBank genome assembly.